Molecule: messenger RNA, 10648 nt
Organism: Lymnaea stagnalis (great pond snail)
Lineage: Eukaryota; Metazoa; Mollusca; Gastropoda; Lymnaeidae
Source: the annotation of a GenBank genome assembly
UUUACCCCUUGAGUCUUAAUGCGCCAUAGCGAUGGUACUAAGCACUCCGUUUUUCUACAGUCACAUAUUAAAAUACGUGGAUAAUUCACACUUGAUUUUGUCAAUAAACAGCAGGUUCUAAAUCAAUUCAGGUAAGAGGUUAUGUUUUAAAACAGGAAGGUGGAUAAUUAUUCAAUUAGCAAUGACGUCACCAGUAGGACGACUAGUAAUGAUCAGUGCUUCGGUGACUCACAAAUCUCCUUUAAAAUAUUUUUUAAAAAAUGCGGUACAGCUAAAAAUGAUUGUGUUCAAUAAUAAAACUUUAAGAUAACUUAAAAAGAUAUCUAUUUUCAUACUACGGGACUCAUUUAAAGCAGUCAUUGUGUUAUAGAUUAAAUGUGUUAGCUUAUAAUUUUUUUGAAAAAAAUACUUUCUUUUUCCACUUUAAAAAUAGUGUUUUGGUAAAUAAAUAAAAAAUAAAUACUCAAGCAAGACAAUAAUUGUUAAAUUAUAAUUUUUUUAAUAGAUCCCCCCUCAUUCUUAUUGUACGUAGACUAUUUACAUAGUACAAGUAAAAAAAAAUAAAACUAGUAAAAGAUACUUAUUUAAAAAAGAAUAUAGGCACAUUUUUCAGUUAAACUGUUUUUUUUUUUAAAAAUCAUACAAUUCUACUGACGCAAGAAGAUCACAACGUUCUUGUGACAACAAAAUGCAAGUUUGAACUAAACGAAGCUACGCUACCAAGCUGAACAUUUGAACAAAAUCUCCAUUCCCGACUAUUAACUGGCAUGAUUUAUGUGUUCAGAAAUAGAAACUUGAAAACAUUUUUUAUAUGAAAACCACCUUAACUUAUCCCUAAAAUCAAAUGUUUAUCUCAGCAGGAUUAUGUUUUGCUGAAUUUUUUUUUUAACGUGUAUGUGUGUGUGUGUGUGUGUGUGUGGGAGGGGGGGGUGGGCAUACGCUUCUUUGAAUCCAUCUUUCUAACUAAUAUUUUAUAUCUCAAAUUCGUUAGCAUUUUUUUUUUUUUACAUCUGUGGCUGUGACUGUCAGAUUAAAGACCCCUCCCCCCUCUCUCCCCCUUCAAAAGUUUGACGCCCCUUUGGAAUAUGAGGCCUGAGUCUAAUGGGAACAACAUUUUCCCCAUUGGAAUUAUAAGUAAUAUUGUUUUAUGGCAAUUUUCUCUUCUCCUUUUUUCAAAGUUUUCAGAGUUUUGGCAAUCCAAAUAAAGAAAUUUCCUAGAAAAUAUGACGUCAUGGCGAGUCUUUCUCUCAAUACAAAACACACACGAUGUGGCUUUGCAUACCUUGCAUUAUUGCGUGAUACGUAUCUCUGAUGCCUACUCCAAUAAGUCCAGGUGAUACUUAUUUCUGAUGUCUACUCCUUUAACUCCAGGUGAUAAAUAUCUCUGUUGUCUACUCCCUAAAUUCCAGGUGAUAGGUAUCUCAGAUGCCUACUCCAAUAAGUCCAGGUGAUACUUAUUUCUGAUGUCUACUCCUUUAACUCCAGGUGAUAAAUAUCUCUGCUGUCUACUCCCUAAAUUCCAGGUGAUAGGUAUCUCUGAUGCCUACUCCAAUAAGUCCAGGGGAUACUUCUUUCUGAUGUCUACUCCUUUAACUCCAGGUGAUAAAUAUCUCUGUUGUCUACUCCCUAAAUUCCAGGUGAUAGGUAUCUCUGAUGCCUGCUCCCUAAAUUCCAGGUGAUAGGUAUCUCUGAUGCCUACUCCCUUAAGUUCAGGUGAUAGGUAUCUCUGAUGUCUACUCAGGUGAUUAAUGUAUCUGAUGCCUUCUCCCAUACGUCUUAAUGAUACAUAUCUUUGAUGGCUAUUCCUUUAAGACCAGGUUUCCACCUUUAAAAGUUUGGUUAGUCCACUUGUACACAGUUAGCAUUUACCACCACAUCAUCAAGUAAAAGUUGUGGACACGAUUACAAAUGAAAUAACAACAACCAACAACUUAUAUUUUAAAUAUUCAAACUAUUUUUUUUAUCACCAUUCAGAUAAAGAGCUUUCGUAAAUAACAUCCUCAUAGUGUAACCAGGUAUUUUAGGUCAAUGGUAAUUUGAAUAUUAGUUUACUCUCAGAUAGGGCUUACGGUACGGCAAUAAAUAUAAAGGCGGUGACAAGUCACUGACAGAGAUAACAUAUUUUUCUCGUCGAUCAACAAUGUCGUCAAAUAAAACAUGGACAUCCGGUGACUGGAGUCAAAAUUAACAACCAAGAUGUAAGCUGAAUGAACAUUUCGAUGAACAUCAUUUACUAAACAUUGACUGAACAUUUCGCUGAACAUCAUUACUAAACAUUGACUGAACAUUUCUCUAAACAUUAAACAUUAAAAAAUAAAAAUAAACGUUGACUGAACACAUUUUUACUAAACACUGCUUGAACAUUUGAAGAUCCGUGGCCUGAUUAAAGUAACAAAAUUUAACACCGCGUUAAAACGACGGUUGUUAACUUGCAUUGCAUGGCUGCACCUCCUCUUCAUUUCAAAAACAUAACCAGUGACGUAAGAGAGGUGCGUUGUUUGGUGGUCCUCCCGUGUAACACUAUAUAUCGAGGAGCCGCAUUUUCGGCUGUCAAGGUCAUGACGUUAUGAGUGAAUGUUUUAUUAAUAAAUAGUGUUAAGUGUACUUCAAUAGAAUAAAAGUAUGUCUCAAUGAUGUGUGCGUCCAUUGGUCGAGAUGUCAAUGAAAGUAUGUCUCAAUGAUGUGUGCGCCCAUUGGUCGAGAUGUCAAUAAAAGUAUGUCUCAAUGAUAAGUGCGCCCAUUGGUCGAGAUGUCAAUAAAAGCAUGUCUCAAUGAUGUGUGCGCCCAUUGGUCGAGAUGUCAAUAAAAGUAUGUCUCAAUGAUAAGUGCGCCCAUUGGUCGAGAUGUCAAUAAAAGUACAUCUCAAUGAUGGGUGCGCCCAUUGGUCGAGAUGUCAAUAACAGUAUGUCUCAAUGAUGAUUGCGCCCAUUGGUCGAUAUGUCAAUAAAAGUAUGUCUCAAUGAUGUGUGCGCCCAUUGGUCGAGAUGUCAAUAAAAGUACAUCUCAUUGAUGUGUGCGCUCAUUGGUCGAGAUGUCAAUAAAAGUACAUCUCAAUGAUGAGUGCGCCCAUUGGUCGAGAUGUCAAUAAAAGUACAUCUCAAUGAUGAGUGCGCCCAUUGGUCGAGAUGUCAAUAAAAGUACAUCUCAAUGAUGAGUGCGCCCAUUGGUCGAGAUGUCAAUAAAAGUACAUCUUAAUGAUGUGUGCGCCCAUAGGUCGAGAUGUCAAUAAAAGUAUGUCUCAUUGAUGUGUGCGCCCAUUGGUCGAGAUGUCAAUAAAAGUAUAUCUCAAUGAUGUGUGCGCCCAUUGGUCGAGAUGUCAAUAAAAGCAUGUCUCAAAGAUGUGUGCGCCCAUUGGUCAAGAGAUGUUAGUAACAGCAUGUCUCAAUGACGUGUGUGCUCAUUGGUCGAGAAAUGAGACGAUGAUGCAUCAUAAAUCCACAAAUAGCUGACAUGCAACAAUAAACAUUACAUUUCACGUUUGUGCCCAGUCACGGUCUAAUAACUAGACUAAAAAAACAACUGCGAAACGGAACUCGCAAGCUAAUCACUGAACCAUACAAAGAAAGCCAGCCAAUGAACUAGACCAAGAAGUAAAGAUGAUACCCAAGAUAUCCGAUUCCGUUCAAUAGAAGUGUAACCUCCGCACGAAACCAAAGUAAUUUCCUUGUCCAUCCGUAAAUGCACGUCCCGGUACAUGUCUAUUUCAGCUAUCAAUUCCAAGAGUGCACGUCCCGGUACAUGUCUAUUUCAGCUAUCAUUUCCAAGAGUGCACGUCCCGGUACAUGUCUAUUUCAGCUAUCAAUUCCAAGAGUGCACGUCCCGGUACAUGUCUAUUUCAGCUAUCAAUUCCAAGAGUGCACGUCCCGGUACAUGUCUAUUUCAGCUAUCAAUUCCAAGAGUGCACGUCCCGGUACAUGUCUAUUUUAGCUAUCAAUUCCAAGAGUGCACGUCCCGGUACAUGUCUAUCUCAGCUAUCGAUUCCAUGAGUGUUCGUCCCGGUACAUGUCUAUCUCAGCUAUCGAUUCCAUGAGUGUGCGUCCCGGUACAUGUCUAUCUCAGCUAUCGAUUCCAUGAGUGUGCGUCCCGGUACAUGUCUAUUUCAGCUAUCAACUCCAAGAGUGCACGUCCCGGUACAUGUCUAUUUUAGCUAUCAACUCCAAGAGUGCACGUCCCGGUACAUGUCUAUCUCAGCUAUCGAUUCCAUGAGUGUGCGUCCCGGUUAUGUCUAACGGAUAUAAAUUCCGUGAGCGUACGUCCCGGUACAUGCUAUUUGCAAAUCAAUGCAAAGAUCCUGUGCAAACUCCAUCCAAAUAAACCGUACAGUGGAUCUCAUGCUGUUGAUCCUUGGCUACCCUUCAUGUUUGCACGUCAUCAUUCAUAAGUUAAACAUUCUUUACUUACUUGUGUUUGCUAUUUACCUCAUCUGGAGCAUAGGCCAUCUUCAAGAAUUUUCCAUUCAACUCGGUCCUGUGCUUUCCUUUCCAGUUGCUUCCAGGUAUAUCCCAUACUUUCUGUGUCUGCCUCUAUCUCACGUCUUCAAAUAUUUUGAGGGCUUUAUCUCUUUCUUUUUCCUUGUGGAUUCCAUGUUAGGGAUUGUCUGAUGAUGUUAUCUGAGGCUUUGCGGAGAGUGUGCCCUAUCCAGCUCAAUAUUUUCCUUAUGGUGUCUUCAGCAAGAUGGUAUGUCCUUUCCAGUAAGUCAUGUUGGUAAUUGUGUUGAGCCAUUUGAUGUUCAGGAUCUUGCUAAAGUAAGUGUGUUACAAAUGUCAGUUCUUUCUGCGUAAUGCUCGCUUUUGUUCUCGCGGUUCGUCUCCAUAGGGUAGGACUGUUUUACUUUGUUGUUAAAAUUCUUACUUGAUUUGAAGAGUCAGCUCCUCUGACUCCCAUAUUUUCUUUAAUAGCAAAAAUAACAAUAUAUCCUUUCCAGCUUUGGAUCCAUCAUUAAAGUCAAUGGUGCUGCCUAAGUAUGUGAAGGCCUCCACACCUUAAAGUGCAUUACCUGCCAGAGAGAUAUGCUUAGUUUGCAUUUUUCUUGCAUUUAUUUAUAUUGAGUCCGAGCUGUGCUGAAAUGGUGGAUUCAUCUAAAGCCUUUUCCUGCAUUUGUUGCUGGUUGUGGGACAGAAUAGCAACGUUGUUUGCAAAGUCUAGGUCAUUCUGUUAUUUCCAGGGUGUCCAUAUUUAUCCGUUUCCUCUUUUUUCCGUGGAUAUUUUUUCUUUAGCCAGUCAAAGGCGAGGAUGAAUAGGAAUUGGGGCUGGAGACAUUCUUGUCUGACCCUGGUUUCCGCUUUUCGGGCAUCUGUGAGUCUACCUUCGUGUACCAACCUGCAUGUCAUUUCUUCAUAAGAUAUCUGAAUGAUCCUGACUAGAUUUCCUGGUACCACAUAAUUACGGGAGAAGUUCCACAGAUUUGUGUAGUAUAGUUAUUAAUCCUAUAUUCUUGUAUAAUUUAAUUAUAUAUACUUUAAUGACUCCAUUUGCCAAUUUUGUCUUGUCUUAUAUUAGUAUAUAGUCGAAAUUCCCCCACCUACAAGAUUAUACGUUAAACUUCAAGACUCAACAAUAAACAAACAUGUCCGAUAUAUAUUAUCCAAAUGUUUUUGUUAAACUAAAAGACUAUUUGUUGCAGUAAUGCCUUGCGAUGACUGAAAGAUGGCGGAGGGCUUAGACAGACUGCUAUGCCUUUUGUUACUCACAGUGACACUGGUUACAGCUGAACACACGCCGGUCACAAAGAUUAGCACUACGCCAUGGCUAACGGCGUCAUCUCAAAGCUCCAUCAGGUAAACACACUAUUGGAUGAUCCCAUUGAGCUACUAUGUUAUUCGAUCAUUUUAAACAAAAUUAAUGGAAAUUAAAUUACAACCAAUGAAAAUCAUUAUAAACCAAUGCAUCUUAAACCAAUGGAACCCCAUGCACAACCAUGUCUGUAAAAAUAACUCCAUGGAGGAUCUUUCUCAUUUCCCCACUCUCAUUGCACUCCAUGCUGCGCUAUCAUUCACUGCUUCCCCAAUUGUCCACUUGAUCACGUGCACACCAAAUGCGUACAAAAAAAACAACAUUAUUUAAUCAUCUAGAUCAGGGGUCGGGAACCUUUUUGUCUAAGAGAGCCAUGGACACCACAUAUUUUGAAAAUUAAUUCUGUGAGAGCCAUACAUUAUGUUUGAAACUAAAGAUUCUAGUAAAUGUUUGAAUUUUGUGUAAUUUCAACACUAAAAAAUGCAAUAAUUAUGUCUCUGAAUUCUUUAUAAUAAAAUUGGUAUGCUGUUGCUAACCAAUAAUGAGUAUUUCUUACCAUUGAUGCGACUUUUUUAAAAAUCGAACAUCAAUAGAGCCACAUCUGGCUCGCGAGCCAUAGGUUCCCGACCCCUGAUCUAGAUGGGCUCCGGGCUGUGUGCUGAACUGUAGUGGCAACAUUUCGUACUCUUACUGACUUAGGGUUGUUCAGGUGGCUCUGUCCUCUGACUGGUGUUGACUUAUGCUAUUCAUUUCGUAUGAUUAUCUGAAGGGGUUUUGCAAUUUAAUGUGUUUUAAGAUUUGGUUCGUUAGAGGAACAAAAAUUAACAAUUUACUGAAAACGAAUGUGCAAAGAUGAAACGAUACCAAAGCUAAUAAUAUUAACAAUAUUCCACUUUAUUGUAUUAUUAAAUGUAUAUAAAAUUCAAGAGCAAAUAUACAGGUAUUACAAAACGCACUAUAAAAAGCUAUAUUAACUUACAGCACAUCAAGUGGAAAAGUAUAAUCACAAAAGAUACAAUUAUUAAAAUAUACACACUCAAAGAGUACAAAUUUGUGAGGAUCCUUUAAGUACAUGACGUCUCAUGUAUAGGAAAAGAAGCAACAAAAACAUUCUCCUGGCUGGGAAAGCCACCGACUUAUUCGUAGGGAGGGUGUUGGAGCCCUCCAGAUUUUUUCUUCUUCUAGAAUGUGCAUCACAGAUAGCAUUCUUUAGAGCAAAUUAAAAAUUAUUUGAACGUAAAAAAAAAAUUUCCCUAUAAAUGGAGGGCUGAGGUUGUACAGAGCUACACAUUUAAUAGGUGGCGCCAAUUUCAAAUCAAAAUAAGGGGGAGAAAAGGGGUGGACACAUUAUCUCUACGUUGCAGUAAAAUUAGGCCAACACACAGACUAUAAUAACGGUUAAGAUGGAAAUUGAUUUCGUAAGCUCAUUGCCACGCUCAUAGCCACACUCAUAGCCACGCUCAUAGCCACGCUCAUAGCCACGAUCAUAGCCACGCUCAUUGCUACGCUCAUAGAGAACGGCAAAUGAAGGUAAUGAGGAGAGAGAUGGAUGGGUUUUCAAAAGUCACGGGUUAUUCACGACUAAGAUUGAUUGAUUGGUAAAUGAUUUAGUACCCUCAAUAUUUUACACGCAAAACUUGGUUGUGUUGCCCUAUCUAGUAGCAAAUAUUCCGGAUCCGAGAAGGACGUGUCUCCGAGGAAACUUGGAGGUGCCCACAUGGGUUUUGCCUCGUCGUGGCGUGGUGGACUAGUAGGGAGUUACUGUUCUUCCAAAGCAAAAAGUCCCAUCCGACUGCAUGACUGCUACGCGGCCACGAGAAAACCGCUCCUGGGCAUCCAUUUCAUCCCAACUUUCCGUACCGACCGAAAGACUCCUGUAAUGCAACACCUUUCCUCCGAAGUGGAAGCAAACCUGCCCAGAACCUCUGGGAAAGUUGUCAUCGAACGCUUUAAAUGCAGCGUUUUCGGUCGACCGCGUGCCCCGUGGCCAGAGGGGAGGCUACUUGCGUGCCGCCGCAUGAUCUGGCAACAGGGAGACCCGGCGUCUGGCCCAUGUGGAGGUGUGCCGGGGGGCAUUAAGAACUCGCGCUCAUCUGCUCAUCGGCCUACUGACAACAUUUCCCUUUGUGACGCAUUUAGUAGCAAAUAUCUGCAUACAUAACUGCAUGGAUACACUCAUUCCGACCUAUCCCAAAAUGAUUGGGUAUGGGUUAGGUGGAAUCUCGUGCUAAUUUAGAUCAGAUGUGGACCAAUCAAAGUCUUCACGGGCCGUUUGAAACGCGAGUCAUCGCUUUGUAGACCGCAUCUCAUUACCUCUAAUACAGUGUUUCUCAACCUUCAUAAUACCGCGACCCUCUAAUACAGUUCCUCAUAUUGUGGUGAACCCAACCCUAAUAUUAUGUUCCUUUCUACUUCAUAAAUGUGUCUUUCGAUGGUCUUAAGUGACCCCUGUGUAAAGGUUUUUCGACCCCCAAAAGGGAUCACGACGCACAGGUUAAGAGCCGCUGCUCUAAUACAUUAAAAAAAUCAACGUAACAUAUUUACGUAAUUAUUAUUUUUCGUAAUUACUGUGUGUUAUUUACAAGCUUAUAUUUGCUUCUUUAAAGUGACUUGUGAUGUUCACUCUCACCCCAACAAUCUUAUAUUGUUUUAUUAAACAGACUUGUGCCGCCAUGCGUCUGCGCCGGUGACAAUCUCUUGUGUGCCAUAGAACCAACGACCCGCGGGACCAGCAACCCAUUUGUCAUUCCAAGGAACGCUCACUAUGUCAGACUACAACAGCCGCUACUCCACCUACAGCUGAACAGAAAGGUAAGACUGCGGUCGUCACGAGCUCGACGACCAGCUGCCGUGAAGCAGCGAGUGAGUGACGCUAGCCAAGACCCAGAAGGUUGCAUUUAUAAAUGUAUUGUGGCAACCAACGAUCGGGAAGACGCGGGCUUGAAGAUGAAAUGCGUAGAGACCAAAGUUAUUUGGAACGAUGAGGACUUAAAAGGGUGUGAGAAAUUAUUCGUGUCAUUCGAGGCCAUUUUUGAUCAACCGUUCAAGAUGAAGCUGAACAACGCUGGACGUUUCGAACGUACACCAUGCGUACGUUUAUCCAAAUUAUGGCGGGAAAACCCGAUUUUUUCAAAGAGCAGACGACACAUAAGGGCUGUUGCUGCAAUGUCAUCGUCUCAAAUAAGUUCAACAUCUACCGCAACCAAAGGGCCGAUUAAUGCUGACGCACAGACAAAUUCCAGCCAAAAACAACUUCAAACUACAUCACCGGUAACAACAACAAUCCAAGCACAGCCUGAAACUACCUCACAGGUAAAAAUUGUUCAAACAGAACCUGAACCCGUGUCACAAGCUUCAACGACCACUUUGAAAAUAUCAAGUGGAUCUACGAGUACACCGGUGGAAACUUUAUCUUCGUCCAGUUCCAUUCCAGGCAGCAUGUCCAGCUCAUACAUGUUGUCAAGCCCUACACGUGAGCCCUUCACUGCUACUGAUUCACUGAGGUCUGAUCCGAAAACUUAUGCUGAAUCUAGCGUCACCCCAGAUCACAACCUGACAAGGGCAGCUGGAAACACGACGCCCGAGAUCCCUUUAAAUAGCACGUCAACGCCAGAGACAUCAGGUAACGCCACGGAACACAAUAACAUACAAACUGUCAUACAAGAGAUCGACGUGAACGAACUGAGAAGUCUGUUGGUGUUAGCAGCAGUGACGAGACUCGCCUCACGUCCCACCGUCUGGGGAGCGUUCAUUGGUCUUUUCUUUGGCUGCGUUAUAUUUGUCGUUGUGGUUUUUCUCACAUGCGCUAAAGUAGAGAGGGUCUCAAAGCACUCUGAGAAACCAAGUUCAGUUAAAUUUAACGGAAUGGAUACAACUUUGCGUUCAAGAGUGCCAUCGUUUCCAGACAGCGGUGCAAGCUCUUCUCGUGAAUCCGGCUACACUUCAUACAACGGGAGCUCAGACUCGCAACAGAACGAACUCUGCUCUUCGAAUCCAAGCGUUCAUUCUCAUUCCAUUAAAAGCAGUUCAAAUACCAUUAAAAGUGACGGGUCUCGAGAGGUUAGUGCUACCAGGCAUGAUAACCUCGCGAGGUCGAUAUCUAGCCCGGUGCCACAUUAUGGCGAGACUAAUAUGGACACCAGCACCCCUUUCGCGGCCUCAGCGGUGAGCUUUGAGAACAUCAUCACGGCCUUGUCGACCCAGGCCGGAGACAAGUCUGUGAGUCUGACCAUAACGUGCAACUCACUCCCGCGGCCGAAGCAGAGCGCGCGCGCCAAGGAGAGCAUCGUCAUGAAGCUUUCCAGCCCCUCGGAUAGAGACACAUCCCUCAGACGCGGGGUGCUACCAAAAGGGUCCGUUGACGAGGAAGGCUAUUCCCAUCUGAUCGAGGUUGACCGCGAGAAUGGACGGUACUUAACUAUAGAUGAAGACUCGGACUGCUGCAGCUCGUCCGACACAAGCAAUUCCCGCCACGAGUAUGACAAUUUCUAUGAAGAUAACACGGGAACCCCCGACGAUAACGUGGAUCCGCCGCCAUGGAUUCCUCGAAGGAUUAAAAGGCCCGUAUCGACUGAGGGCAAAAAUUACGUCAACGUUGAGGAGUUCUUUAAACGGUCCGACGAGAACCGCUGCAGCUGGGUUUGAAAGGCCUUGAUUUUUAUGCUCAGUUAACACCUGCAACUUUUCGUCAAAUUUAUUUUUGAACGCACCAUGUUGUCACACAAAAUAGUGCGUUCAUGAAAAACAUUUGACGAAAAUUUGAUCGUGUGAACUGAGCAUUACUACACAUAAUUUACAUGUUUCAAAAGACAUUGUUUAUUAUUCUUUAUGUAUAUUAAUGAUCGGGUGGCCGAAUGGUCUAAACUGAGCAAGCCUCAAGUUGGUGGUCUGGAGUUCAGUCACCGAACUACUCGAU